Molecule: messenger RNA, 2568 nt
Organism: Coccidioides posadasii C735 delta SOWgp
Lineage: Eukaryota; Fungi; Ascomycota; Eurotiomycetes; Onygenales; Onygenaceae
Product: Lanosterol synthase (Oxidosqualene--lanosterol cyclase)
Biological process (GO): triterpenoid biosynthetic process; ergosterol biosynthetic process
Cellular component (GO): lipid droplet
Molecular function (GO): lanosterol synthase activity
Source: RefSeq, a predicted model, not a curated record
GGCGGUUUCAAUCAACAGCGCGUGCCGGCCCACAACUGCUCGACACCCCCGUAGUUAAACCACAGGCUUUCAUCAAUAAUCCGUGCAUGGAUAGGCAGCCUGAAGAAUCGAUCUUUUCGUGGCUUUUAUAAUCAUUUGGCAGUUGGUUGCCUGUGUGCACUUUUACACAACUUACGCGCUCAUUCCCAACAGCAAUGCCGGGAGAGGCUGCGCGUACGUCCGCGUUAGCCGAACAUUCCGACGCCAAUGGUGUUUCCAAUGGCUCUAUGGAUCCGGGAUUUCCUGAAGCUCGAAGCGAUCCCCGUCUAUGGCGAAUGCGUGCUGUCGAGGGCCGGCAAUCGUGGCAUUACCUAGACGAAGAGGAGGCAAAGAAAUGGCCGCAGACGCUUGCCGACCGAUGGUACCUGAACCUCCCAACUGACCUGCCUGAUCUUCCGAAGGCCAAGAAGCCUCUGGAAGCUGUGGACAACGGCCUUUCGUUCUUCUCCAAGCUUCAAUUACCCCCCGGCAACUGGGCAUGCGAGUAUGGCGGUCCCAUGUUCCUUCUUGCAGGCGUUGUCAUCACAUGGUACGUGACAGAGACGCCCAUUCCCUGGUCCCACCGUGUCGAGAUCAAGAACUAUCUCUUUGCUCGUGCCAACCCUGAAGACGGCGGCUGGGGGCUUCACACCGAGGCAGAGAGCAGCGUGCUCGGAACUGCCUUCAACUACGCGGUUCUGCGCAUCGUUGGCGUCGACGCAGACCACCCUGCGAUGGUCAAGGCGCGCGGAACCCUGCACAGGCUGGGAGGUGCCACUCACGCGCCCCAUUGGACCAAAUUCUGGUUGGCUCUGAUGGGCGUUGUGAAGUGGGAUAUUGUUAACCCGUGUCCGCCAGAGGCAUGGCUACUUCCGGACUGGUUGCCGUUCCACCCAUGGCGCUGGUGGGUGCACAUCAGAUACAUCUAUCUGGCUAUGUCGUGGCUGUAUUCAAAGCGAUGGGUGAUGAGGGAGACCGAGCUCGUUCGGGAAUUGCGGAAGGAGAUGUUCGUGCAGCCUUGGGAAGAAAUAAACUGGGCCGCUCACAGAAACUCGAUUUCUAAUAUUGAUAAUUUUCAUCCCAAGUCAUGGCUCUUGAACACGGCAAACUGGGUGCUGGUGAACGUGUGGCAGCCGUACCUCAGGCCGAACUUUUUGGCGGACAAGGCCGAGAGGUGGGUUGCCGAGAUGGUGGACAUGGAAAGCGAGAAUACUCAUUACUUGGGACUGGCUCCUGCGAACGGCCCGAUGAACAUGGUUGUGUACUUUGCUAGCAAGGGGCCGGACUCGUACGAGUUCAAGCAGGCUCGUCAAGGGAUCGCGGAAAAUAUGUGGGUGAAUCAUGAAGGCAUGUUCUGCAACGGAACCAACGGAAUUCAGUGCUGGGACACAGCCUUCACUAUCCAGGCCGUUAUCGAAGCAGGCCUAGCGCAAGACGACAAAUGGCGUCCGAUGCUACUCAAGGCUCUUCAGUUCCUGGAUGACCAGCAGAUAAGAGAAGAAGUCCCACGCCAGUAUCGAGAAUACAGACAUCCUCGCAAGGGCGGCUGGGCUUUCAGCAACCGAUGGCAGGGAUAUCCAGUCAGCGAUUGUGUCGCAGAAGCUCUGAAAUCCGUUAUCCUACUGCAAAAGACGCCAGGAAUCCCCCAGCUACUCGAGGAUCGACGUAUAUUCGACGCCAUUGAUGUACUCUUGACCUACCAGAACAGCACUGGUGGCUGUGCAUCUUAUGAGCGGAGACGAGGGCCUCACUGGGUUGAAUUGCUCAACGCUGCAGAGGUGUUUGAGAACAUCAUGGUCGAGUACGACUAUCCGGAGUGCACGACAGCCGUGGUGACAACACUCUCGUUAUUCAGUCAUUACUGGCCAGACUACCGAGCUGCGGAGAUUCGCUCCUUUGUCGACCGUGCUGUUGCCUGGAUCAAGACGGUACAGUAUCCCCAUGGGGGUUGGUACGGUAACUGGGGCAUUUGUUUCACCUAUGCCACCAUGUUUGCAUUGGAGAGUCUUUCGCUAGUGGGCGAAACCUACGCAACUAGCGAGCACGCGAAGCGCGGAUGCGAGUUCUUGCUUUCCAAACAGCGUCCAGAUGGUGGCUGGAGUGAGAGUUAUAGGUCCUGCGAGAGACACGAAUAUAUCGAACACCCCUCAGGCUCUCAGGUCGUGAUGACAGCAUGGGCACUGAUUGGCCUGAUGAACGCCGGCUACCCUGAUGUCGAGCCGUUGCGACGCGGUGUCAAGCUGAUAAUGGACAGACAGCAGCCCAAUGGCGAGUGGAAGCAGGAAGCCAUCGAAGGCGUCUUCAACAAGAGCACCAUGAUCACCUACCCGAACUACAAAUUCAGCUUUACGCUGAAGGCCCUUGGGAUGUUCGCCCAAAAGUACUCGAAUGAAGAGAUCAAUUAGUUUCGCCACGUUCACCCUAAGUUGAAGGUUGAACAGGGAGAGGAGGGAGUGUUUGGGGUUCCGUUCAACCAAUGUUCCGGGAGUGGUUAUCCUUUGUACUAACAGCUACUGCUACCGCUAUGUUUUUACUCUAUAUAGUCUUAUA